AUGCGUUCAAAAAUUGUAAGGAGAAAAUAUCUACGCGCAGUUUUCAAGAGUGGAGAGUUCAAUAUUUAUACGAAAACCACGAAAAACGUGAAAAUCUUUUCAAACUACUUCUUUCUGCUAGUAGAAACAAGAUGGCGAUGGACAUUAUUGAACUUUUUUGCAGCGUUUACGUGCAACUGGUUAUUUUUUGGCUUUGUGUAUUGGUUCAUUUCUUACAACCACGACGACUUCAGUGAAAACCAUCUACCUCCUUACCAAAACAAUUUCAAUUUCACACCUUGCAUCAACAAUAUCUAUGGGUUUACAUCAACAUUUCUGUUUAGCGUGGAAGUUCAUACAACCGUUGCGUAUGGUCGUAGAUCAAUCACGUUGGAAUGCCCACAGACGAUCAUCGCAAUGUGCAUUCAAUGCAUUUUGAGUUCUAUUUUCCAAGCCAUAAUGAUUGGAAUUUUAUUCGCUAAAUUAACCCGACCGAGAGGAAGAACAAAAACCAUUCUCUUCAGCAAAUACGCGGUCAUAAAUAUGAGAAAUGAUAAAUUCUGUCUUAUAUUCCGCGUUGGAGAUAUGAGAAAAUCUAGAAUUUUAAACAUCGAAACAAAAGCAUAUCUCAUAAGAUUAAAUGCUGGUGAUAGUAAAGUGGAAAAUUUAGAGCAAACAGAAUUAACAGUGGUAGUUGAUGAAUGUGAAUCGACUUUCUUUUUGUGGCCUUCAACAGCAGUUCAUGUGAUAGACGAAAAUAGCCCUCUAUAUAGAUUGUCAGCGGCUGAUUUGCUGUGCUGCAAGUUAGAAAUACUUGUAGUAUUCGAAGGCAUAAUAGAAUCAACCGGUCAACCUGUGCAGGCUCGAUCGAGCUUCACUGAACAUGAUAUACUCUGGGGUCAUAGAUUUGUGUCCAUGGUGAGUUUCAACUUUGAUAAGAAAAUGUAUGAUGUUGAUUUUUCUAAGCUAUCUGAAGUUCAUCCAGUCGAUACUCCUCUGUGCUCUCCGUGUGAAUAUGCUGAACUGGUAGCUUUAUUUGAAGAUGAAAAUGAAUUGCCUGAUUGCGAAUGAGAAAAUAUCCUGGUUAAUUAAUGAUUCACACUAUCAAAUUUAUAUUUAAUUAUUAUGAUUACUAUGUGUCAUAACAUGGCAUAAUAAUAAUAAUUGUUAUUGUAAAAGGUUUUCUGUUGUAUCAGUUCCCGCGGGGUUUGUGGAAAACAGAAGUUCCGCAGAUGAAGUUGCGGGAGUAAAUUAAUUUUCAAAAUAUAUAUUUUUUCUUAUAAUAUUGCUAAUAUUCAGACUUCCUAAUUGUUCAAUCGUAGAAUUUUUUGUUGUAUGGGUCUUAUAUAAUAAAAUUUUAUCUUACCCUAGGACCUUCUAUGACCACACUAACGCCGAUGUAAUAUA
Messenger RNA from Bicyclus anynana (squinting bush brown), 1386 nucleotides. Its product is annotated as G protein-activated inward rectifier potassium channel 4-like. Gene Ontology annotation, biological process: potassium ion import across plasma membrane; regulation of monoatomic ion transmembrane transport. Gene Ontology annotation, molecular function: inward rectifier potassium channel activity. NCBI's taxonomy places the organism in Eukaryota, Metazoa, Arthropoda, Insecta, Lepidoptera, Nymphalidae. Bases 1 to 1050 code for a protein of 349 amino acids. Gene Ontology annotation, cellular component: plasma membrane. The record is from RefSeq and is a predicted model, not a curated record. The transcript has a single exon.